Camellia sinensis is the source of this 1751-nucleotide messenger RNA. Its product is annotated as syntaxin-32. Lineage: Eukaryota; Viridiplantae; Streptophyta; Magnoliopsida; Ericales; Theaceae. The record is from RefSeq and is a predicted model, not a curated record. Gene Ontology annotation, cellular component: SNARE complex; Golgi membrane; endomembrane system. Gene Ontology annotation, molecular function: SNAP receptor activity; SNARE binding. Gene Ontology annotation, biological process: intracellular protein transport; vesicle fusion; endoplasmic reticulum to Golgi vesicle-mediated transport.
UUCCCAUUCUUGCAUUGCAAGUGUUCGUUUUUUUUGCCUCUUUAACAUUUCUCAGUUCAUUCUCACCUUUCAACUUCAAUUCCGAUUUUCACCCAAAUUCCAAAUCUAUGCAUUCCAUUGUAUAGAGUCCUAUUAGGUUGCUGAUCGCAAACAGUGGUGAUCUCGAACCAGAUCUAGGGCUUCGUGUUCGAAGAUUUCGAGUCAAUUUCGCGGAUUUACGCCGAGAAAGUUUCGAAUUGGUGGUUUGGGGUUCGAGAUCUGGGUUUUUUGGUUUGGCGGAUUCAAUUUUGGAGGUGAUUUUAGGGUUUUACGGAGAGAGAGAGAGAGAAUAGGAAGAGAUUCUGAUAACUCGAACUGAAUACAGAGCCAGAUACAGGCUCAUAGAUUGAUUGAUUCUGAUCUGGGUUUGAUUCGCUGUUUGAGGCCCAGAUUCGAGGCAAAUUUUGCGGUUUUAGGUGUUUAUGUUAUCAUAGUGUUAAGAUUUCUGAGGUAGAUUUUGAAAAUGCCUGUUAAAUCUGCGAAUUUGUCGUUUCGGGAUCGGACUCAGGAGUUUUUGAGCGUAGCAGAGAGGUUAAAGAAGUCAUUUUCGUCUUCCCAGAAUGUGCAGAGUAGUAGCAGUAGUUCAAAACCAGAGGAUCAGCGCGCAGCCAUUGCCAUUCAGUCGGAGUUCAACAAGAGGGCAUCUAAAAUUGGGUUUGGAAUACACCAGACAUCGCAGAAGCUUGCGAAACUGGCUAAAUUGGCAAAGAGGACCUCUGUUUUUGAUGACCCCACCAUGGAAAUCCAGGAGUUGACUGCAGUUAUCAAGCAAGAUAUUACUGCACUCAAUUCGGCUGUUGUGGACCUUCAGCUCCACUGUAACUCCCGGAAUGAAAGCGCGAAUAUCUCCACCGACACAAGCAGUCAUUCAACUACAGUUGUAGAUGACUUGAAGAACCGCUUGAUGAGCACUACGAAAGAGUUCAAAGAAGUCCUCACCAUGCGAACAGAGAAUUUGAAGGUUCAUGAGAAUAGAAGACAAUUAUUUUCUUCUACUGCUUCCAAGGAGUCUACAAAUCCGUUUGUUCGCCAGCGUCCACUGGCUACAAGAUCAGCUGCCAGUGCAUCAGUCGCUCCUCCUCCUCCCUGGGUUAAUGGGUCACCAUCUUCAUCCCAGCAUGGUAGGAAGCAGGUGGAUGGGGAGACUCAGCCAUUGCUGCAGCAGCAACAGCAACAGCAGUUGGUUCCAUUACAAGACAGUUACAUGCAGAGUAGAGCUGAAGCUCUUCAAAAUGUGGAGUCAACCAUUCAUGAGCUGAGCAACAUCUUCAACCAGCUGGCAACAUUGGUUUCUGAACAAGGAGAAAUUGCCAUCAGGAUUGAUGAAAACAUGGAAGACACAUUGGCAAAUGUAGAGGGGGCACAAGGGGCUUUGCUCAAAUAUAUGAACAGCAUAUCAUCUAAUAGGUGGCUGAUGAUCAAAAUAUUCUUUGUAUUGAUUUUCUUCCUCAUGAUUUUCCUAUUUUUUGUGGCAUAGGUAAAGCUCACAGGCCUAUAACAAAAGACAGUGAUCAUGUAAUUUUUACUGGUGUAACGAGGAGCCUGUUAUAUUCUUUUUAAUAUUUUGUAUUCCAUUUUUAAUAUCCGCGUGUGUGAAGUUGGUGCACCUUUUGCCUUCUGUACUAGUAUGUCAUGAAUGUAUUUGUAUGAAACUCAUUUCAAAUAGUUACUAAAUUUGCUCUGAAAUAUAUGGAGUGUAAUUUGGAAGUAAA